CCCGAUGACAUGUUUCUACGCAUGAGCCUUGCUAGCCAAGCAGUUUUAGCCUAUCUUCGUACUGUACGGUCUUUGAUAAAAAUUAAUUGUCGGGCAAAAGCGAAACGUAGCCUAGGUUUAGUUAUCUCUCUAAAUUAUUAUGUUGAUUAUGUGAGUAAUAAAAUGUUUGAAAUUGGCAAUACUUUGCGAUAAAAUAACCAAUAGCUGAAUGACGUCGAUAACUGAUCUAUUUAGCUAGCUAGGCUAGCUUGGUAUUGGGAACAUUUGUAAUGUAACGUUACAGCUAAUCAAUUUGUUGGAGAAAGAAAAUGAUAAUCUAUCCAGUAAAUCUACGAUGAUUGUAGCGAUUGUAGCGUGGAAACCAUGAAAAGAUCUAGAAGUGUUGGUGCGUCUUCACCUUUGAAUGGGAUUGGAAAACAAGAUAGGGACUCCCGGAGGAAGAGGAAGUUGGCGGAGAUCUCUCAGGCCCUGAACGUGACGCCGGUUGAUGUGGCAGUGCUGAGGAGGAUGGCCAUCAGCGAGGGGGGGCUGCUCACUGAUGAGAUCCGCUGUAAAGUGUGGCCAUGGCUGCUCAACGUGCCCACCAACAUCCUGCCUGAGAAACCAGAGGAAGUAGAGCGGGAGAAUAAUAAGGACUAUAACCAGGUGCUGUUGGAUGUCCAGCGUUCCCUUCGAAGAUUCCCUCCUGGCAUGCCAGACGAGCAGCGUGAGGGCCUCCAGGAGGAGCUGAUUGACAUCAUCCUGCGUGUGCUGGGAAGGAACACCCAGCUGCACUACUACCAGGGCUACCAUGACAUCGUGGUCACCUUCCUGCUGGUGCUGGGCGAGCGGCUUGCUACCGCUCUAGUAGAGAAACUCUCCACACACCACCUCAGUUUGUCUCUCCUGUUCCUUUACUGCAGGGACUUUAUGGACCCAACCAUGGACAACACUAAACACAUACUUAACUAUCUGAUGCCAAUCAUCGAGAGGGUCAACCCAGAGGUGCAUGACUUCAUGCAGCAGGCGGAGGUGGGCACCAUCUUUGCCCUUAGCUGGCUCAUCACCUGGUUUGGCCACGUCCUGUCAGAUUUCCGACACGUCGUACGGUUGUAUGACUUCUUCCUGGCCUGCCAUCCCCUGAUGCCAAUCUACUUUGCUGCUGUGAUUGUGCAGUACCGGGAGGAUGAGGUGUUGGACUGUGAGUGUGACAUGGCGUCGGUACACCACCUCCUGUCUCAGAUCCCCCAGGAUCUGCCCUACGAGACGCUCAUCAGCCGUGCAGGAGACCUCUUUGUCCAGUUCCCCCCCUCCGAGCUGGCCAGGGAGGCUGCCCAGCAGUACAGUCAACAGAUGGCGGCCUCCACCUUUAAAGACUUUGAUCUGACCUCGGAGCAGCAGCGGCCGGACAAGGUGCUGCGGAGGCGGCGGAGGGAGAAGCAGGCGCUGGAGGGAGCUGCUGCAGGUGCUAUGGUGGCAACGGCCCAACCAACCGCGGCUCGGCGCUUCGUCCGACUGGCCGUCAUGGGGCUCACUGUGGCCCUGGGGGCAGCCGCCCUCACCCUGGUCAACACGGCCCUGGAGUGGGUGCCCAAACUGGACCUGCACCUCUUCCCCUGAGAGAGAGAGAAGGGGCCUUGUAGGUGAGUGAAGGGGGCUGAUGGCCAUUACAGCAGAAGACAUCCACGAGAAGGAGAGAGAAUAGAGAUCUUUGUGAAGAGAAUAUGGAGUUCUUUUCCACAUUAUUAUGAAGGACGAGAAUGGAACAGAGACUUGAUUGUCCACGUUGUUUUUAAUUUAUAUUUGUUAAUAAAAUAACUGGAUGGUGAUGAAUGUUGUGCUCAGAGAUUAAGCGAUUUCGGUGAUGGCAAGCGACAACUUGUAGCAAAUACUUUGUGUUACUAGGUUGAAGAGUUGUCACUGGGGUCGAAACUGCUGCCAAUGAAGAGCGUGUGUGAGAGAGUGUGGUUGUGUCCAAAAUGUCUCCCUAUGUAGUGCACUGUAUAGGGAAUAGGGUGCCAUUUUAGACGGUCUGUGUGUGUCUGUGCGUGUCUGCGAUCAGGUUCAGGGGUGAGUUAAAUGUCCCUCUGAGCCUCACAUGGGCCAUGUUGGCACAAGGACAGAGAUCCCGCCAGCCCGCCCCUGGCCUGGUCCCCCCCGGCAGAUCAUCAAGUUGAAUCCUCUGCCCUCAACACAUCCCUCUUCCUUUCCUUUCAUUCUGUACCGAGACCAAAUACACAAAUGUCUUAGUCCCAUCUUUGUAUGUUUAGCACUUACUUUUCGAAAGCAUCAUUAUUAUUAUUAUUAUUAUUAUUAUUAUUGUUAAGUAAGUUAUAGGAAAUAUACUUUUUGUACAAACACACCCAUAUUCAACAUUAUAUCAAAUUAAAAUGAAGGAAUCCAUUUGGGUCUUCUGACCUUAUGGAUGACAAUUUGCAUUAGUUAUUUUCCACAGCAUGUCUAAAUUAGGUUAGGUUUCGAAUAGGUUAGCUUUGUGAUCUGCGACAAAGCACUGAUAGCACGCCCAGACAUCCCAUGAGCCUUGGCCUGAGCCCAUGGUUUUAUUGCACAAUAAUGAAGUCCUAUUACAUUGUUUGCACAUCCUGUCCUCACAUUUCAACUAAACUCACUAUACUCACCAAAUGGCCUGGUCGUAGAAAUAACAAGGUUUUUGCACAUUUCAUUUUAAGCAAUGUCGCUUGAGCUUAUUGACUACAGUUGACAUUAUUUGAAUAAUGUGUCGCAUUGGACCUACUCAAAUUUGUUCAACAGAAAUACAUAAGUAGAAUCAUGUGUAGUCGACUCAAUUGCGACACACAGAUACUCAGCGGUGCCUAUUUUGGAUAUCAAACAAUCAAUACAUCAAUAUUAUUAGCCAUGGAUGGUUUUCAUUGCACUGAAAUAGCCUCAUUCUGUAUCAUUGCACUAAAUGGUUUUUAUCUGCCUUUUAUGUUGAAUUAUGUUAUAUUUGUCAUGAGAACAAUACAAAAUGUACAAGAUCAAUGCAAAUAAACUGCAUAGGUUGAGUGGA
Molecule: messenger RNA, 3010 nt
Organism: Coregonus clupeaformis (lake whitefish)
Lineage: Eukaryota; Metazoa; Chordata; Actinopteri; Salmoniformes; Salmonidae
Product: TBC1 domain family member 20
Exons: 8
Coding region: 364-1599 (411 amino acids)
Biological process (GO): positive regulation of GTPase activity; endoplasmic reticulum to Golgi vesicle-mediated transport
Cellular component (GO): endoplasmic reticulum membrane
Molecular function (GO): GTPase activator activity
Source: RefSeq, a predicted model, not a curated record